Molecule: messenger RNA, 3091 nt
Organism: Hylaeus anthracinus
Lineage: Eukaryota; Metazoa; Arthropoda; Insecta; Hymenoptera; Colletidae
Product: unc-112-related protein-like
Exons: 8
Coding region: 237-2375 (712 amino acids)
Biological process (GO): integrin-mediated signaling pathway; cell-matrix adhesion
Cellular component (GO): cell-substrate junction
Molecular function (GO): integrin binding
Source: RefSeq, a predicted model, not a curated record
CCAUUCGAUACCGCGACACGAUUCCGUUUCUUAUCGCGAGCGCCGAUUAAUAUCGCGUGUGCGUUCGCGACGGUGUCUCGAGUGCCGCGGAAUCAUGAUUUCCGCGCCAUAGAAUCGGAACUUUUUUCCGUCACGAGUUUGAGUGUCUGGGAACUUGGAAAGUGUACGCACGCGAACCAACGAACGCGGUACCUUUUAUUUUCCUCUCGUCUUUUCGCAUCGUUGGACCAGGAAACAUGUACUCCGACGGUCACGAGGUGGACGGCAGCUGGGUGCUGCGCGUGUACGUGACCGAUCUUCAAACGGAGAGAAGCUUGCGAGUAAAAGGAGAGCUGCACAUCGGCGGUGUCAUGCUGCGCCUGGUCGAGGAUCUCGACAUCGCCAUGGACUGGUCCGAUCAUGCACUCUGGUGGCCCGAGAGGAAUCAUUGGCUGAUCAGAACGAGGAGCACCCUGGAUCAGUACGGCGUGGCCGCUGACGCGCGUCUUCACUUCACGCCGAUGCAUAAGACGCUUAGGGUGCAGUUGCCUGACAUGCGCUCCCUGGAUUGUAAGGUCGACUUCUCUGUUAAGACGUUCAACGCUGUCAUCAACCUCUGCAAAGAAUUAGGUAUAAGACACCCAGAGGAGCUGUCGUUCUGCAAGCCGCUCGAACCGAACCACCUGAAAUACAAUUUGAAAGACCUCCCAGUGAAGAAGAAGAUCGAGAACCAGAAAAACGGCCACUGGAACGUGCCCGCGGACACAAACACCUUCAUUCCCGUCAGCCAGAGUCCCAGGGGAUCGACGGGGAGCCUGGACCAGAGCAGCCCGUUCAUGUGCGCGCCAGUCACACCCAACAACAGAAAUCACAGCACUCCGAUCAGCUCGCCAGUCUCUCAAACCGGUACGUGGAAGAGGAACAACAACUCUUCGGGUUUCGGUAGCACCGGCUCGUUCAAUGCGAACAACAGCACGAUGAGCCUGGAGGCGUUAAACGGAGGACUGUCGGAGUCCCUGGCUCAGAGUCCCAGCUCGAUAUCCUCCGAGGUGCGGGCGAAGCUGGUCAGGCCGAAGAAUCUCGUGGAACGCGCCAGGAUGAACGUCGCCUGGCUCGACUCGUCUCUGUCCAUCAUGGAGCAAGGCAUCCGCGAAUUCGACACCCUCAGGCUGAAGUUCAAGUUCUACUCCUUCUACGACCUGAACCCGAAAACUGACGCGGUCAGAAUCAACAUGAUUUACGAACAGGCCAAGUGGCAGCUGCUGGCGGAGGAGAUGGACUGCACCGAGGAGGAGAUGCUCAUGUUCGCAGCUCUACAGGUGCAAGUGAAUCUGCAAGCCAGCGUGCCGCAGCCGAGUUACGACAGCAACGGCGCCUCGUCGCCCGUCGAGGACGACAUUGACGCGGCCUUGACGGACCUCCAGGUCACCCUGGAGGGCAGCAACAUCAGCAACGGGCCCAGCGACAUCACCCAGGUCCCCGAGCUCUGCGACUACCUGCGCUUCCUCAAGCCCAAGCGUUUCACCCUGAAGGCGUUCAAACGCUACUGGGUCACCUGCAGGGACCUUCAGCUGAGGCUGUACAAGACCAGGGAGGAGACGAGCAGCGAGUCGCCUGCCAACGUGAUCAGCCUGCGUGGAUGCGAGGUCACGCCCGACGUUCAUCUCUCGCAAGGACGCUUCGGCAUCAGGCUCGAGGUGCCCAGUGCCGAGGGCAUGACCGAGAUGUGGAUCAGAUGCGACAAUGAACAACAAUACGCGAAAUGGAUGGCAGCGUGCAGACUAGCCGCGAAGGGCCGCACCCUUGCGGACGCCUCCUACGAGAGCGAAGUGGACAGCAUCGCAGCCUUCCUGCAACUGCAGAGGCCUGCACCCGCGCCUGCGAUCAAUCCAAACUCCCUCGACAUCGUUCCAGAGGAUUACGUUGCCCCACGAUUCGCUAAGAAGCUCAAGGGAAAGUUGGUUCAGAGGAUCCUGGAGGCCCACGCCAACGUCAAGGACCUGCCCUUGAUCGAAGCUAAAUUGAACUACAUAAAAGCUUGGCAAUCCCUUCCCGAGUACGGUAUUUCCCUCUUCGUGGUCAGAUUCACCGGGAAAAGCAAGGACGAGUUGCUGGGCAUCGCUAACAACAGACUGAUGCGAAUGGAACUUCACAGUGGCGAUCACUUGAAGACGUGGAGAUACAACACCAUGAAGGCAUGGAACGUGAACUGGGAGGUGAAGCACAUGAUGGUGCAGUUUGAAGAGGGAAACAUUAUCUUCGAGUGCCAGUCCGCUGAUUGUAAAGUGGUCCACGAAUUCAUCGGCGGUUACAUAUUCCUGUCGAUGCGAUCGAAGGAAGCGAAUCAGACGUUGAACGAGGAGAUGUUCCACAAGUUGACCGGGGGGUGGGUUUAAGAAAUCGCCGAACGUGGACGAAUAAAUCUCUUUCUAACGGGUCGAAACACUCGACGGAGCGUUUACUUUGUUGUCACUUUGGGUCAGAGGAAACUCUGAUCUGGUAAUCGACGCGACACGCUUGUUGGUUGACAUUUGUAAAAAUACUUAAAUCUACACUUAGAGACGCUUUAUUAUAGUAUUUGUAAAUAGAAGAUCGCGUCGUCUUGAACCGCCGCGCUCGUAGGGGGCGCCAUGUUUUAUUUCACGCGUAGGAGGUCUGUAAUUUUAAUAUACGGUUGAUGGCUACUUUUGCACAUGACAGGAGAGUAGUAUGCAGUUCUCGACCGUCGAAAUCCUGCAAACGGAAUACGAGGGUAUAAUGUAUUAGGUAAUCGAGUGAAACACGCACAACGAUCGACCCGCGAACGAGCAAACCGCGCCCUUUUGUACACGCGACGCCGUUGAUUAAGGUCAUGAACGAAUUAACGUUUCUGCAGCGGCCAGCGCGUUCCCCACCCUCUGGCCUCGACCUCGCUGGACGUCGUUCUGGAUGAUCUUUUUCGGUUUGCCAGGUCGAUCUCUCUCGGGCGAAUAACAUGUAUUUUUUCACAGCAUGGGGUGCUAUGCCGGGAGAGAUCGACCUCGAGACGCGGCGACCCCAUCGAAUCGUGUAAAUUAUUUGUUGUUUUAAUGUAAACUAUAUAUAUAUUAAAAUAUAUUUACUUGUACCGUUG